UGGGAACCAGAGAGGAAGGAGGAGGACUUCAGCGCUCAGCCAUCCAGACACCCAGCUAGACAUGAAGAAAAAAGGAAAGAAAAUGUAUCCGGAAAUGAGAAAGAUAAAAGGCCUGAAGCAGAAGAUAGAUGGAAUAAUUUAAGUUAAGAAGAGCUGGUUCAAACUUCUGCUGAAUCACAACCAUUCAGCGCCGAGCUAUGACAAGAGAGGAAACAAGAAGUUAAAGGAGCAACAGGGCCAUACGUGAAGAGAGAAGUUCACUGAUAACAUGCUCUUACGAAGCUCAGGAAAAUUAAAUGUGGGCACCAAGAAAGAGGAUGGCGAGAGUACAGCCCCCACCCCUCGCCCCAAGGUCCUUCGCUGCAAAUGCCACCACCACUGUCCAGAAGACUCAGUCAACAACAUCUGCAGCACAGAUGGGUACUGCUUCACAAUGAUAGAAGAAGACGACUCUGGAACCCCUGUUGUCACCUCUGGAUGUCUAGGACUAGAAGGGUCAGAUUUUCAAUGUCGAGACACUCCCAUUCCUCAUCAACGAAGGUCAAUUGAAUGCUGCACGGAAAGGAAUGAAUGUAAUAAAGACCUACACCCUACUCUGCCUCCGCUGAAGAACAGAGAUUUUGUUGAUGGACCUAUACACCACAAGGCCUUACUUAUAUCUGUGACUGUCUGUAGUUUACUCUUAGUCCUCAUUAUUUUAUUUUGCUACUUCAGGUAUAAAAGACAAGAAGCCAGGCCUCGGUACAGCAUUGGACUAGAGCAGGAUGAAACUUACAUUCCUCCUGGAGAGUCCCUGAGAGACUUAAUAGAGCAGUCUCAGAGCUCGGGAAGUGGAUCUGGUCUCCCUCUGCUGGUCCAAAGGACAAUAGCUAAGCAAAUUCAGAUGGUGAAGCAAAUUGGAAAAGGUCGCUAUGGGGAAGUGUGGAUGGGCAAGUGGCGUGGAGAAAAGGUAGCCGUGAAAGUCUUCUUCACCACCGAGGAAGCCAGCUGGUUCCGAGAGACGGAGAUCUACCAGACGGUCCUGAUGAGGCAUGAAAACAUUCUGGGCUUCAUUGCUGCGGAUAUUAAAGGAACUGGGUCCUGGACUCAGCUGUAUCUCAUCACAGACUAUCAUGAAAAUGGCUCUCUUUAUGACUACCUGAAAUCCACCACCCUAGAUGCAAAGUCCAUGCUGAAGUUAGCCUACUCUUCUGUCAGCGGCCUCUGCCACUUACACACGGAAAUCUUCAGCACCCAAGGCAAACCAGCAAUCGCCCACCGAGACUUGAAAAGUAAGAACAUCUUGGUGAAGAAAAACGGGACUUGCUGCAUAGCUGACCUGGGCUUGGCUGUCAAGUUUAUCAGUGAUACAAAUGAGGUUGACAUUCCACCCAACACGCGAGUGGGCACCAAGCGCUACAUGCCUCCAGAAGUGCUGGAUGAGAGCUUGAACAGAAAUCAUUUCCAGUCUUACAUCAUGGCUGACAUGUACAGUUUUGGACUCAUCCUCUGGGAGAUUGCGAGGAGGUGUGUUUCUGGAGGUAUAGUGGAAGAAUACCAACUUCCCUAUCAUGACCUUGUGCCCAGUGACCCUUCUUAUGAGGACAUGAGAGAAAUCGUGUGCAUUAAGAAAUUACGACCUUCAUUCCCCAAUCGGUGGAGUAGUGAUGAGUGUCUCAGGCAGAUGGGGAAGCUUAUGACAGAGUGCUGGGCUCACAAUCCUGCCUCCAGGCUGACAGCCUUGCGAGUCAAGAAAACACUUGCCAAAAUGUCAGAGUCCCAGGACAUUAAGCUCUGACAUGGGAUACUUGUGGACUGAGCAAGAGAUUUUACAGAAGCAUACGUAGCCCAAGCCUUGAACAUCGUCCUGCUGCCCAGUGGGUUCAGACCUCCCCCCUCAGGGAGCAAGCUGGACAGACAUAGAAGGCCCCAGAAACACUGAUUCAUCAUGGCUUUCUGAGGAGGGGAAACCAUUCGGGUAACUUGUUCAAGAUAUGACUCAUGUUGCUUUCUAAGAAAGCCCUGUAUUUUGGGAUUGCCAUUUUUUAAAAAAAAGAUACUUUAAUUUUACCAAAAUAAAAAAAAUAUUGUAGAUGUUUUAAGGUUUAUACAGCUAUAGUUUAAAUUACAAAAAAAAUUCUUCGUAGAAAAUUUUGUAGAAGUCAAAAUGUUUUUCCAUUGGCAAAAUGUUCUUGCACUCCACAAACCAAAACAGUCUUGAGAGCAUAAAUUACAAUCCAACUUCCCCGCUCCCCUGCCCCAGCCACCUCAGACUGUUUGGGCAAGCCCUGCUGUGGGCUGCCAUUGCAGUGUGAGUGUACAUGCCUACAGGUCCCACCUAUCUGGGACCACAGUUUAGAAUCCGGCAGGUGGACCUCUUGCAGCUUCAGCCAGUGUGGGACAAACGAAGGUUUUAUGUCACUAAUAGAAGUGUGUGUUGGUAGGCAUUUUUCAGAACCACGCCCGUUUCUGGUUGCAUUGGGCAACUCUCUCCAGUAAUUGCCCUCCUGUUCCUUAAACACAAGCCAAGGUUUCCUCUUGUGCGGAGAAUCAGCCUGGGCCUGCUUGUGCUCUCCUGAAUCAGAAGAUCAAUACUAAAUAAAACCAUCACGAGUAUGGGAGAGACAAGGUACUUUGCAAUACAAGUGAUUUGUGCUUGGGUUGCAAGAAAAAGAUGCCAGUAAGCCAGGGCACAAGUUGAGGGUGUAGAUACGAGAGCCCAUUACAGAACCAUAGGGAAGUAGUAUACACACCAUAGUUUGUAUCGACACAGAUAGUUUAAUGUUGGUGUCUUUACUAAAUCUUGGAGUCAAGAAGUAGAGAGGAAGACUGUCAGGUUAAAGUCACUAAACUUCUAUUUAAAAAUAAGCUUCAGGUGGUGGGUUGAACAGAGAGAAGUUAAUUAAGUCAUUAAACAUCAUGGCUGCUGUGGUUUAUUCCAGAAUAGACAUGGAUCCGGUAUAGACCUGUUAAGUGAUUAUUUCACACCUUAGGCACAACUCAUUCAUUCUAAUGUACAUUUCCCUAAUAACUUAUUCUGUUUCUCCAUUAUGGCAUGUGAACAAAACAGCUUCUGAUUCAGCUCUAUGUGGUUUUAACUUUUGACUAUAUGAGCAAAGUCACUGACAAGCCAGUAUUCCUUAGAAACAGGGCCACAGUAAAGUAGAAAAUGCCACUCCACCCCUGCAACUUUAUCCAUUUAUUUCCUUGCUGUGUUUCUUCCUUAAUGAUUUGAAAUUCCUUACUGGUUAUUAAGGACAGUUAAAAUACUUUGCCUCAGAAAAUGACAUUCCUCCCAGAGUACUCCAGGGGGCAGUGUUUUCCUAUACAUUUCACUACUGGGUACUUGCAAGAUGGAGACUUUAAGAAAAAUUGACAGCUGUGUGAGGAAUGAGGAAAUAUUUUAUUCUCUUCUAGAGUAGACGUUCAGCUGGUAGACUGUUCAUCUGGAAAGAUCUCUGGAGUGACAGUGUCUGCCAGAGGCACUCGGAGUUUGGGAACACUGUAGAGAAGUGUGCCCUUUCUGUCCCAACUCACUGCCUGGUACCACAGAACCAUGUUUUGUUUGCCAGUAAAAAAGAAGAAUUUCUUAGUUCUUGAAUUUGAAAAAAAUAAUGUGUUGUUAAUUUAAUGGUUAUCAGAUUUUGUUCUUGCUGAGGUCAGUAUCCUCAGCUGAGCCACUGAAGAAUCCUUUCUCUGUUAAAUUGUGUUUUCUAUAGACAGUUUUGCCAUGUAUUUGUAAACUGAGUGUGGCAGUCAUCUGGGCUUGGAAGGAAAAAGCCUUAGUGCCUGGACAGGUCUAUCUACAAACACCCAAGUAAGCAUUUUGCUAGUUAACUAGUUUUGAUUUCAGUUCUGGGUUUUCCUUAGGUUUAAGUAAGAUUGAGGAACCUCUUAAGUCAAGCUGUGUUUUCUUAGUAGAUUUUAAACAUGGGUAACUUCAAAUUAGAGUUUUUUUGUGGUGAGGCUGUUUAUGAUGUAAAUUUUAUUAGAUAUCUAGGGUUCCAGUGAAGAAUGGGAGAAACUUAAGGAUGCCCAGAUUUCAUCCAGAUUAUUCAUUUUAUUGCUUUUGGAAAAAUCAACAACUUAUUUCUAAUUAUCAACCAUAUUUAUUCAGUAUGAAAAUCUUGAAAAUUAUUCAGAUACUUUAAAAGAUCCACUCAGUUAUUACCGAUUUUCAAUGAAAUUAUAAUUUAUAACUUAUUUAUGAGUAUAAUUUCUGUCGUAAGAAAAUCUGUUUAGUAAGACUAAGUUGUUAAGGACUACCUGUUCACUUCCCAAUAAUCCAUGCUUUUACACUUCUAGCAUAUCAGAAGUGAAAGUUAUUUUCUCUUUUGCUUUGGCUUCCUGCAAAUUAGUAAUAUGAUUGACUGCUGCUUACCGUCAGGGCUAUUUCAAAGAGUAAGAUUUACUUCUAAUUCCUCUCCCCCAAAGGAACCUAAAUUAUUAAUUGUUAGAUAAACUUUGUAUGUUCAAGUUUAUGGUUGAUGUAUGUGUGUAUAUAUUAUAUAAAUAUAGAUGUAUAUGUAAAUAAUGUUCAUUCUGGAGUCUGGCACAACUCUAGUGCGUAGAUUAGAGAGUAAAAUAUUAUGGAUGAUAAAGUCCUAAAUGAAGCAUAGUAUUUAUUUAUGGAAGCAUGUACAUUGUUAACUCAAAAAUGAAGAGCAGUGAGCACCAUGUCUGACCUCUUGGACAAGGUACCCACAGUCACUACUGAGCAGGAUUUAUAUUCCUCAAAUGGAAAACUUCUUAGAUAACAUGCUGGGAUUUUAGACACAAGGGCUUCCUUCACACAUUUCAGUUGGUGUGCAGUCAAGGAUAACAACUUAAUAAUGACUGAUUUAAUGUUCCUGGGGUCAUGCAUGUUCAUCGGGAAUUUUAUAUUGUUCACCUGUUCUCAUACUUCUUUGUGGAUGGAAAGGCAGUAAGAAAAAUACAUUUUUAAAAAAAUUUGAACAUGUUUUGGUGGUUAUACCACCUCUGAAACCCCAAGUCCCAAAAACAGUGGAAAUGAAAGGGACUGCAUCAAAAUUGAUGCAAUUUAACAAAUGGAACUAGUUGUUACACAAGCUAAUGCCCUAUUUUUUUAGGAGAAAAGCUGGCAAUAUAUGGGGGUGUCGUUUUCUGUCUGUUUCGAAAGAAGACUCAUUUGUGUUCUUUAGGGGGAACCAGUGCCUUAUGGAAUUUGUAUAUACUGUAAUUAUUCAGGGUUAGGGAACAAACACUUGUAUUUGUUACAAAUUGUGUAUGACCUGUUUUCAUAUUACCUUCAAUAAAUGGUGUCAUUUUCCCCAUA
Messenger RNA from Mesocricetus auratus (golden hamster), 5275 nucleotides. It is a transcript of the gene Bmpr1b, whose product is annotated as bone morphogenetic protein receptor type 1B. The record is from RefSeq and is a predicted model, not a curated record. Lineage: Eukaryota; Metazoa; Chordata; Mammalia; Rodentia; Cricetidae. Gene Ontology annotation, biological process: dorsal/ventral pattern formation; cellular response to growth factor stimulus; BMP signaling pathway. Gene Ontology annotation, molecular function: SMAD binding; ATP binding; transforming growth factor beta receptor activity, type I. Bases 269 to 1777 code for a protein of 502 amino acids. Gene Ontology annotation, cellular component: signaling receptor complex; plasma membrane. The transcript is spliced from 12 exons.